Messenger RNA from Daphnia pulicaria, 591 nucleotides. RefSeq names its product maternal protein exuperantia-2-like. Gene Ontology annotation, biological process: bicoid mRNA localization. The record is from RefSeq and is a predicted model, not a curated record. Lineage: Eukaryota; Metazoa; Arthropoda; Branchiopoda; Diplostraca; Daphniidae. Bases 1 to 591 code for a protein of 196 amino acids. The transcript is spliced from 3 exons. Gene Ontology annotation, molecular function: RNA binding; protein homodimerization activity.
AUGACCAACAACAGUGAAGAACAACAGACCUCAUCUUCCACCAAGGAGACCAUCAUAGAGGUGGUAAUUCAGCCACCAACUCCAGAGGCCAAGGUUGAAUCUGAUGCUCCCCCUGCUGUGAUCACCACUCAGCCAGCACAGCCAAUGCCUGAACACGAUGACAGCAUUGCUGUGGUCAUGUGGGAAGCCACCGUUACUGGUCGACGCCUCAUCGACGAGAUGGAAGAGAAAGCAGAAGGGCACGAUUUCAACGAGUACGUCAUGCCGUAUGGCAAGCUACCGCUGAAUGUAAUUCGCAACUACAAUCUUCGCAUCGUUGACACGGGUCGUUACCGCAUGCUCAAGGAGAUCCGAAACAGCAGAAUGCUCAAGUCCAAGAGAGAGGUGGCUGCCUGCAACGAUUUCGCCUCUUGGCUCAUCAAGCUCCAAAAAGAUAAUUUCACCGACAGGAAAAUUGUCUUAGUCUUCUUUGAACCACGCCACUCCAAGAUCCUUCAGCUCUUCCAGGCUUUGGAACGUUACCGUCUUCUUGAUGAUGUCAACAAGAUUUUGCUUGGAUGUGUUAAUGGCUGGGAUCUGCUCCGUCAAUAG